Molecule: messenger RNA, 144 nt
Organism: Gongylonema pulchrum
Lineage: Eukaryota; Metazoa; Nematoda; Chromadorea; Rhabditida; Gongylonematidae
Source: the annotation of a GenBank genome assembly
GGGAUAGAAAAUGUAACAGUGGAAGAUGUGCUGGCUGAUGUGCAAGUACGUGCCCGAAGAGCAGUACCAGAUGAAGUGAAGCGUGAGCUGCUCCAGUGUAUCCGCUCGUUCCUACAGCAGGAAUCCGGAAUCAGUGAUCUUUAA